AUGAUUCCUCACAAAAGCUCAUAUUUAUCUCGACCCGGGCCAUCAACUGGCAGCAGGAGACAGCCCGAUGGAAGUGCCGCCGUUACGAAGCUCAAGGACGCAGUCGCUCACUUCCAGGCGAUGCUGACAGAUGAUGAUCGGAUGCGUCUACAGGGUCUGAAAAAGCUGCCGCACGACGCUCAGUCAAUCAUUGCGUUCACUGCUGAGCUAGAUAGGCAACGAGAUGGGAAUCGACGAGGCAAAAGCAUAGCUUCGCGGCUUACAUCGUUUCUGCAGAUCGUCCAGCAAUUCACGCCCAUCAUCGAUACAUACAUUCAAUCGAAUCCUGAUAUCAGUGCCCUUAUCUGGGGUUCGAUCAAGCUAACAUUCAUGUCAGAUCUUCAGGUUCUCGCAAAUUUCCUAUCCCAAUUCCAAUCCUUUGUUGAACUGUUGCAAGGCUUCGGCUCUCUGUAUUCCAGACUAGGUCACUAUCAGAUUCUGUUUCAAGACUCAACCCAUCUCAAUGAUUCAGUUUGUGAGUUUCACACUUCCGUGAUACUCUGCUGUGAGAAGGUUGUUCGCCUUAUCCGCCAAUCCACAUUGGCCAAUCAAGUAUGGAGAGCUGUGACAUCCUCUUUCCAGACUGAAAUACGAAGCUCCGUUGAGAAAGUCAAAGAGAAAGCCGAGAAUGCGCAAAGUGAGAUCGAGUUGGCUAAAGCACAAGCUGAUCAUCAUGAACAACAACAGCAGACUAAAGAGCGGCGAGAGGCUUCGGAAUACAGGGGGAAACUCUCCAUGUGGGCUACCAAAUACAGUGCUGCCAUGAAAGAUAUCCAACAUCUCAAGAAUAAGCACGCAAAAGACAAGAAGCGAAGCAAGCUUGUCCAUGAGUUGACGUCUUACAACUCUCUGACUACGUUCAACAGUAUGCGUAACAAACGACACAUGGGUACUGCCGAGUGGUGUUUUUCCACUACAGAAUACCAAGAAUGGGUCAAUGCCAACAGAACAGCCGUGCUUCAUAUCACUGGGAAGAUUGGAUCUGGAAAGACAAUCUUAGCAUCCUCAAUUAUUGAACAACUGUGCUCUUCUCCGAAACCUCGUCAAUUUACCUCCUUGUUUUUCCUUCGUUUCGACGAAGGGAAGAGUCUCUCUGUAUCAACAGUCAUUCGUUCUUGUCUUCAGCAGCUUCUGGCAUCCCCUUUGAUUGAAGGAUUAGACACAACAGCCAUAUCUGAGUUGGAUGACAGUCUCAACCAAGCUGCGUCAUCGCUGUUCUCGGAUGACUCCUUGCGAUUACCAUUUAUCACUGCGGCAAAGAAUCUGGACGAUUGGUUUAUCAUCAUUGACGGCCUGGACGAGAUCGAUGGCGCAAGAUAUGUCCAAAUACUAGAAUUCCUUCGCGAAGUCUUUGACCAGCUUCCAGAGUCCCACCGAAUCAAGCUUCUGUUGUCUUCUCGGGAAACAUGCUCAAAUCAUAUCGACCGAAUUCUACCUCAGACCACACGCCUUCGUACAGGGUUGGGGCCAACAAGUUCAGAUAUUAAGUUAUAUGCCGAGGACCUCAUCAGGAGCAAGAUAGCAACAAAUGAUCUCAUAGUCAGUGACGCCGACCUAGUCGAGGAGAUCAUCACGGUUAUACACCGAAAGGAAGGGGGAAUCCCCUCUUACAUUAGGUUCCUUUGGGCAUUUCUUACGAUUGAAGACAUUUGCUCUCGAAAGUCUGAUAAAGAUAUCAGACAGGCACUGGAAGACAUCCCAGCUGAUCUUCCCACCGCAUUUGACCGCACCCUGGGCCGCAUAGCAGCAAUGAAAAACAAUACACCAAUUGUUCAGAAAGUAUUUACUCUGGUCCAGGCAUCGUUCGAGCCGCUAACCCUGGAUCAACUUCGCGAGGCUCUUUCGGUCGACAUAGAACAACAUACUUUGGACAAUGACGAUCUUAUAAGUGGAAUAGAUCGCUUACCCACGUGGUGCCAGAAUCUCGUCUGCGUGGAAGACUCAGGUACUGUCCACUUCAGCCACCAUUCCAUUCAGCAGUAUCUUCUAAGCCCAGACUCGGGCGACUUCAAGGACUUCCAUCUGAACGCGGACAAGUGUGACAGCUUCAUGGGUGAGCUGUGUGUCACAUAUAUCAGCCUUGAUAACUUCCAAGGGGCAGUGGUGCCCGUGAAGAGCUCUACGGACUCUUUACAUAUGGAUAUCGAUAUUGGCGGUGUCGCUGAGCAGACAAUGCGAACUGCAGUUGGAGGUAGUCUUGGUUCUUUUGUUGGACGACUCACACGUGAGGUUGUUCUGUCUUCACAGUCACACAAAUAUUCAUCGGGCAGGGUCCAAUGGAACGACUCUACGGUCUCGUCUGAUCCUAGGCGUAAUUUUGGUCCUGCUCAGAGCACCGAAGGUUAUUCAUUCUUCCAAUAUGCUUCCAAUCACUGGUAUCGACAUGGUCUUUCAAUCAAUUCGGAUGAUAAUGAGGCUACAUGGAGACUAUUAGGCCAAAUUCUUCAAAAGCCACAUCAAUACUCCCAGGGCGAGCCUUGGUUCCAACCGGCCUGGAUAGACCGUGUCAGUAAGACCAUUGGCAACAAUGUCCACUUCUUUCACCUCGGAUUCUCCUCAUAUCGGAUAAACCCUGUGCCACUGGAUGUAGCUGAGUAUGGCAAACUCAUGGACGCCGCUACGCUUAGAGACCUUUGGCACGUUUUUACUUAUGCUAUCCAGUUUGGCAACGGCGGUCUAGCUUGCCGUGUGCUGAUGAUGAUUGUAGAGGACUUCCAUAGGUCACUAGAGUCUCGCUGUGGAUACCUUGAGCGUAUCCUAAACGCAAUGCGUCAGCUGGGUGAUACUCUUGACCUCCUAGCCGCGGCGCAGGAAGUUGGCACUGAGGGCGUAGAGGCUGUUGAACAGUCUCUGACGCAAUGUUUAGAGACUGGAGGCUCUGCUCCACUACAUGAAAAAACCAUUGAAUUUUUGUUUGAUCAUAUCUUAGUCCCGUAUUACUGGCCGAAAUCAAUGUGCGACGGCAUGGUCAAGGUGUUUUUCGGACAGCCACUGAAACCGGGCCUGCUGGACGCAAAUGAGCGGGUGCUUUCUCACGCUAUUCGAAAGAACAACUGGGAUCUUGCAACAUCCCUGAUAGAUAUCCAGCCUGUGUCUCAAGAUGAAAAGGAAUUAGUCGGGGACAUUACAUAUAUCAAUGUCGGCGACAACGGAAAGCGGGCCUCCAAACAGCUUGCCAACUAG
Molecule: messenger RNA, 3222 nt
Organism: Fusarium tjaetaba
Lineage: Eukaryota; Fungi; Ascomycota; Sordariomycetes; Hypocreales; Nectriaceae
Product: heterokaryon incompatibility protein het-E-1
Exons: 9
Coding region: 1-3222 (1073 amino acids)
Source: RefSeq, a predicted model, not a curated record